This is a messenger RNA of Fusarium oxysporum Fo47, 2571 nucleotides long. RefSeq names its product OPT oligopeptide transporter protein-domain-containing protein. The transcript has 5 exons. Gene Ontology annotation, molecular function: oligopeptide transmembrane transporter activity. Gene Ontology annotation, biological process: transmembrane transport. The record is from RefSeq and is a predicted model, not a curated record. Lineage: Eukaryota; Fungi; Ascomycota; Sordariomycetes; Hypocreales; Nectriaceae. Bases 1 to 2571 code for a protein of 856 amino acids.
AUGGCGAAGCUGAUGCAGGAGUUGAAGAGUCCGUCAAGGACACCAGAGGUUGAGUCUACAGAAACAUCAUCUGACAGCCCGUCUCGGGAUAGUCGAGAGGCAGUUGGGUAUGAGCGUGGAUUUGAGAGAGACCUCGACGUAACUCAAGAUGAUUUGCUUGAAGCAAGGGAGGUUGCGUCCACUUUGUCUCUCGAAGAAGUUCAUAAAACGAUGGAGAGAGUAUAUAAGCUUUAUAAAAGAGACCCCAACUUUCCUCUUUCUGUCAUCAAGAAGAUUGAAGUAUUCAUGAAUACCGACGAUCUUCUACAGCACCCAGAGCGCCACGAAGCUCUAAUCCAAGAAAUAAAGAUCGAGGCAGCACUCAUCACACACAAUUCACCAUAUGCUGAAGUCAGAGCAAUAGUCAGUAACCAUGAUGACCCAAGCAUGCCGUGUUCUACGAUCCGCGCUUGGUCCGUGGGCCUCAUCUUCUCAUGCGCCGUCUCCUUCAUCAAUAGCUUCUUCGAGAUUCGUCAACCAAUGAUCGGUGUCAACACUGUUGUUCCUCAACUCUUGGCCUAUCCGUUUGGGAAGUUUCUUGAGAAGACUCUUCCUGAUGUUGGUGUCACUGUGUUUGGUGUUCGGCACAGUCUUAAUCCUGGGCCGUUUAAUAAGAAAGAACAUAUGUUGAUCACUAUCAUGUCGAGUAUAUCGAUGGGGACACCGUAUACGAACUACAUUGUUUGGAUACAGUAUCUCCCAUUCUACUUUAACCAGCCUUACGCAAUAAGCAUCGGGUAUCAACUCCUGCUGGGACUUUCGUCCAAGUUUAUCGGUUACGGUCUCGCUGGUAUCUGCAGACGCUUCCUUGUAUAUCCAUCAUAUUGUCUAUGGCCAACAACAUUAGUGUGCAUCGCUUUAAAUACGGCAUUGCACGACGAAGCCGAUAUGCCCGUUCCUGGCCCCUUCAAGAAGAUUUGGAAUACAUCCCGCUUCAAAUUCUUCAGCGUUGCAUUCGGAGCAAUGUUUGCCUACUUUUGGCUUCCAAAUUAUCUAUUUGCCGGCCUGACUUGGUUCAGUUGGAUGACUUGGAUAUCUCCGAAUAACCGAGAUCUAGCAACUAUAACUGGAGGACACACAGGUCUGGGUCUUAAUCCCUUCCCGACAUUUGACUGGAAUAUCGUCACGAUGGGCUGUGACCCUCUCAUGGUACCAUUCUUUACCACCUUCAACCUGUUCUGCGGUACAAUGCUGUCCUUUUUUGUCAUUCUAGGUGUUUAUUACGGAAACGGCUACUACACAUCUUAUCUCCCAGUCAACUCAAACCGUGCAUUCGAUCACUUUGGUGGGCUAUACAACGUCUCAGCUAUUCUAGAUGAGCGUAGGAUAUUCGAUCCUGAGAAGUACGAGGCAUACUCACCUGCGUUCCUCACAGCGGCUCAUCUAGGAUCAUACAUGAUGUUUUUCGCCAUGUAUACGGCUGCUCUCACAUACGGUGCGCUUUAUCACCAUCAUCAAAUAGCCUUAGGUUUCAAGAGCCUCGUCAACAGCUUUCGACCUUCCAAGAAGGAAGACGCAGAAGAUGGACAAGUGUCAGAUGCGCACAAUCGUCUUAUGAAGUCAUAUAUCGAAGUCCCUGAAUGGUGGUACUUGGUAUGUCUUGUGUUGGCCUUCAUCAUUGGAAUUGUCGGUAUUUCUCAGUGGCCUACACACACUACCCCAGCAGUUGUACCCUUUGGCAUCAUUCUGAGUCUCAUCUUUGUUGUGCCAAUUGGUAUCAUAUCAGCUACCACAGGCAUUGCUGUCCCGCUCAACGUGAUAGCUGAGUUUCUUGGUGGUUCCUUUGCCGAAGGAAACGCCAUUGCAUUGUGCUUCUUCAAGACAUUUGGAUAUACAACUUGCGCCCAAGCCAUAUACUUCAGCGCAGACUUGAAGUUGGCACACUACAUGAAGAUACCUCCCCGCUUCACGUUCUGGGCGCAGAUGGUACCAACGCUUGUUUCCACGUUCGUCUCUGUUGGUGUACUUCAGUAUCAGACUCACUUGGAGGGAGUGUGUACGCCGAAUGCACCUUAUCGCUUCACAUGUCCUGGUCUGAACAAUUUCUUCACAGCUGCUGUGCUUUGGGGGACUAUCGGGCCUAAGAAGCUCUUUGGACCUGGAGGUCAGUAUGUCGAGACCCUGGUAGGCUUUCCCUUCGGUGUCGCUUUAGUGUUGCUCUUUUGGUGGCUUGGGAGGCAAUACCCAAAUAGCAAGAUUAUUCGAAGCACUCACCCUGUUGUUUUCCUCGGAGGUGGUAUGGUUUGGGCGCCGUAUAAUAUCAGCUACAUCUGGCCAGCUGUGCCGAUUGGCUGGUUCUCUUGGAUGUAUAUCAAGAAGCGUCAUCUCGCUUUCUGGGCAAAGGCAGCUUUCUCGGUUGGCGUUGCUCUAUCGGCGCUGGUCAUAUUCUUUGCUUUACAAUACAACGAUAUCAAUCUAGACUGGUGGGGAAAUAGAGUCCCGUUCGAGGGAUGCGAUGGAACUCAGUCGUGUCUUCUUAAGACAGUUACUGCUGGAGAGUAUUUUGGACCUCGGCUAGGGGGCUUCCACUGA